Molecule: messenger RNA, 1807 nt
Organism: Camelina sativa (false flax)
Lineage: Eukaryota; Viridiplantae; Streptophyta; Magnoliopsida; Brassicales; Brassicaceae
Molecular function (GO): protein binding; mRNA binding
Source: RefSeq, a predicted model, not a curated record
AGGAAGAAGACGAAGAGAAUCCAAUGCGAAGAAGACUAUCGUCUCUUUUUCUAAUUACCAAUCGCAGCAUCGCGUCUCGACAACAUUACCACACAUCUCGACCUGACAAACCCACGAAGAAAGCCAACAACAACAGCCAUGAACCAACAGCACACAAGUUCACCAGGAAGCCAUGGGAGGAGGUGCCGUUUCUCACCGAUCUCAAAGAGACAGAAGACCCAGAGGAAGCUCUUUCUCUCUUCAACCAUUAUCAGGAAAUGGGUUUCCGACACGACUACCCAUCUUACUCUUCUCUCAUCUACAAGCUCGCCAAGUCCCGUAACUUCGAUGCUGUCGACCAAAUUCUCCGCUUAAUCCGCUACCGAAACGUUCGUUGCAGAGAAUCCCUCUUCAUGGCGUUGAUUCAGCAUUACGGGAAAGCUGGUUCGGUGGAUAAAGCCGUCAAUGUUUUCCACAACAUUACCUCCUUCGACUGUGUUCGUACGAUUCAGUCCCUGAACACACUCAUCAACGUUCUCGUCGAUAACAGCGAGCUGGAAAAGGCUAAAAGCUUAUUCCACGGAGCAAAGGAUAUGCGUUUACGUCCCAAUUCGGUAUCUUUCAACAUAUUGAUCAAAGGGUUUCUUGGUAAUUGCGAUUGGGAAGCUGCAUGUAAGGUGUUCGAUGAAAUGCUUGAGAUGGAAGUGCAACCGACUGUGGUGACGUACAAUAGCCUGAUUGGAUUCUUAUGCCGAAAUAACGAUCUGGGCAAGGCCAAGAGCUUGCUUGAAGAUAUGAUUCAGAAAAGAAUACGCCCCAAUGCUGUGACAUUUGGGUUGUUGAUGAAAGGUUUGUGUUGUAAAGGAGAGUACAAUGAAGCGAAGAAGUUGAUGUUCGACAUGGAGUAUCGUGGGUGUAAACCAGGCCUUGUGAAUUAUGGGGUUUUGAUGAGUGAUCUUGGGGCGAGAGGAAAAAUAGAUGAGGCAAAGCUUCUACUAGGAGAGAUGAAGAAAAGGCGGAUCAAACCAGAUGUUGUGAUCUAUAAUAUUCUAGUAAACCAUCUUUGUAGUGAGGGUAGAGUCCCCGAGGCUUAUAGAAUGCUGACUGAGAUGCAGAUGAAAGGUUGUAAGCCGAAUGCAGCUACAUACCGUAUGAUGGUUGACGGGUUUUGUCGUAUUGGCGAUUUUGAUUCAGGGUUGAAUGUUUUGAAUGCAAUGCUUGCAAGCAGACACUCUCCUACACCUGCAACAUUUGUAUGUCUGGUUGCUGGGCUGAUAAAAGGUGGCAACUUGGAUCAUGCUUGCUUUGUGUUAGAGUUGAUGGGAAAGAAAAAUUUAAGCUUUGGAUCUGGUGCUUGGGAAAACCUACUUUGUGAUCUCUGCAUCAAAAAUGGAGGAGCUUGUUCUGAGGCUUUGUCAGAAGUGAUAUCUAUCUAAGCGUGACCUCUUUAAGACUGCAAGGUACUCUUCUUCCUGGUUUUGGCCCUCGCCAUUACUUUUGUCUCAGCUGGUCGGAUUCUUAAUGAAGAAGAAGAUAUUGGGUUGGUCCCUUUGCCUACCACAAGUUCAGGCCCCUUUCCCAUUCCUAGUUCAGUUCCUGCAACUGGUAUCGCUUUUGGUACAGGUCCAGCCUCAGGCGGUUCAGUUCCCUUGACUUCUACUUUUACUAGCCCCGGACCUCUACCAACCACUGGUUCUAGCCUUUUACCGGUUGCUAGUGCGAGUCCCUUGCCUGUUACUGGCCCUGGUCCUCUACCCACCACUGGUUCUGGUCCCUUACCGGGUGCUAGUUCGGGUAUUUUCUCUAGUGCAGGUUCAGGGCCUUUGCC